AUGAAGACUGGCUCAAUCGACACUGGUAGACGAAAAAAGAGAAAAGGCUUUUUGGCGAACGAAGAUAAAACUGUGUCGAAGCCUGCAGGGAAACCCGACCUCACUCUGACUACGCCGAAUGGCGGUGAGGGAGUUUUCAAGCCUGAUGAUGUCAAUCCUACCACUCCUACCGUGCUAAAUGCACCCAACGCAGUUCAGCAUCUGUCAACAACUCCUCAGCCAGUAUCUGGAGAUGUAAUACGAAUGUCUGAAUCUCCACGAGUGGAAACCAUCGCAGAAUUCCCAGAAAGUGCGGCUUUGUCAGUUCUGGCAGAAACCCCGACGACGGAAUCGCCUGGCUCUAUGGAAACGUUUAUAAAUCAGCAAGGCGUGAAAUUUACUUCCGACGGAGAAACCAAUGCCGAUGAAACACUUCUGGUACCCUAUGGUUUACCGAGUGUUCGUGAGCUUCUGAGCUUUCUUUCGGCUCUCAUCAACCCGGUGGACAAAACACACACUGAUGUAAUGAUUCACACUGGACUGAAUAUGAUCGCUGUUGCUUUGGAAAUUGGGUCCGAGUCGAUCGAGACAUUUCCGUCUUUGUUGUCCAUUGUCAAGAAUGAUUUGUCUCGUCAUAUCAUAGCGCUCCUCAGCAAGGAUCGAGUGUCUAUGUUUGCCGCAGUGAUUCGAGUUGGUUUCCUCCUUUUCGAAGCACUGAGAACCCAUUUGAAGCUUCAGUUGGAGAUGUUUUUAGUCAAAUUGAUGGACGUUGUUUCCACGGAGUCGCAAAAGAUACCUUAUGAGCUUCGUGAGCUUGCACUUGAUGUUAUUGUGCGGAUGUGGCGCAUUCCUGGUCUCGUUACCGAACUCUACUUGAACUUUGACUGCGAUGUGUUCUGCACGAAUUUGUUUGAGGAUUUGACAAAAAUGUUGUCAAAGAACGCUUUCCCAAUGAGUGGAAUGUACACGACUCACGUGUUGUCGCUGGAUGCCCUUUUGACGGUGAUUGAGGCAAUUGAGCAUCAUUGUCAGUUUCGUGUGGCCCAUCCCCCGGGAAGCCAGGAGACAACUUACGGUAGUCACUGCCUCAACGGCAGCGUGCUUCGCGACUACCGGGUCAAGCAUAAGAAAAAGCUGCUAAAUGUCGGAAGCGAACAUUUCAACACGAAGCCAGCAAAAGGCAUCCAGUUCCUGCAAGAGAAUGGAAGUGGAGAGAAUUGUCGAGCUAAACUGCUGAAUGUCGGAAGCGAACAUUUCAACACGAAGCCAGCAAAAGGCAUCCAGUUCCUGCAAGAGAAUGGAUUGUUGUCGAAGCCGUUGGAUCCCAGUGAAGUCGCAGCAUUCCUCAGAGACAAUCCCCUGUUGGACAAACGGAUGAUCGGCGAAUAUGUAGCAAAUAAGAAGAAUUUGACGGAACUUUCGGCGUUUGUGAAAUCAUUUGAUUUCCGAGGACUGAGAGUUGACGAAGCUUUGCGUUUGUACUUGGAAGCGUUCCGUUUGCCGGGUGAAGCACCGUUGAUUUCGCUGGUUUUGGAGCAUUUCGCCGAACACUGGCAUUUCGACUUGGAGAAUAGCAACGACAUGCCGUUUGCUAGCGCUGACGCUGCGUUCACGCUAGCCUAUGGGACCAUCAUGUUGAAUGUGGACCAGCACAACCAUAACGUGAGGCGCCAAAAUACACCCAUGACAAUCGACGAUUUCACUCGUAAUUUGGCCGGUGUGAAUGGAGGGAAGGACUUUGACAAAGAAAUGCUUUCCAAAAUGUAUCACGCCAUUCAAAUAAAGAAAAUUUUCUCAGUUCCGGGCAGAAACCCCAUGGAGGAGGACAUGUUGAAACAAUCUCGUUAUAACCAGCCUCCCAAUUCAAUAUUCCAUAACACAAUUUUUUCUGAAGUCCUCUCUCCGGAAGCUGCGCUGAUCACCUUUGGAGGAAACGCCAAGGCGCAUCUGGCCCUGCAAACAGUGUUCGCGCUGGCCCACAAACACGGAGAUAUUCUGCGCGAAGGAUGGAAGAACCUGCUGGAAUGCAUUUUGCAGCUGUUCAAGGCGAAGGCUUUGCCAAAAUGUUCGAUUGAAGGAGAGGACUUCGUGGAUCCGAGUGGAUGUUUAUUUUGGAUUUUUCGAUGGUGGGACUCGUCUCUGGUGCGAGAAAAUCCCUCACCCCCUCAGGGCAACAACCUUGUCUAUCAAAAUGAACUGAGCCGCCUUCACGCCGCCACUUGGCAUGAGAAUGUGGCGGCUGUGAAGGUGGCAGGUGUGACAAUGAAUGCCGCUAGUACAAAGGGGCCGACGCCAGAAGAAGAGCAAAUGCUCAAAGCUGCGAAGAACUGUGUGAAAGAAUGUUACCCAGAACAACUCAUUACUGAGUCGAAAUUCCUACGCAUUGAGUCACUCCAGGAAUUGGUGAAGGCUCUAAUAUUGGCGUCAGCACGCCAAGAACCAGGAGGCAACUUCGACGACAAGAGCACGAUAUUCUUUAUGGAAAUGCUCGUGAAAGUUGUGUUGCAGAAUCGGUAGGUAGAAUCCGUUGUUGUUGCUGGAUGACAAACGAGGCAUCUUCGACAUCCGUGUCGGGUGAAGAACCGGAAACAAACCCGCUACCCAGGCAGGAUCCAACAAGAGAAGAGACAACCUCGUUCUCACCGCAUCACGAUAAUGAUGAUGAAGUUGAGAUUGCCACUGAGUUGGAAACGAUACGCAACAAUGGACAAACAACGCAUCCACCACUCGAAACAAACUUGCAACUCAGGCACAGUUUG
Notodromas monacha is the source of this 2738-nucleotide messenger RNA. Lineage: Eukaryota; Metazoa; Arthropoda; Ostracoda; Podocopida; Cyprididae. The record is from the annotation of a GenBank genome assembly.